This is a messenger RNA of Plodia interpunctella (Indianmeal moth), 2502 nucleotides long. Its product is annotated as lachesin-like. The coding region runs from base 313 to 1233 and encodes 306 amino acids. The record is from RefSeq and is a predicted model, not a curated record. The transcript is spliced from 9 exons. NCBI's taxonomy places the organism in Eukaryota, Metazoa, Arthropoda, Insecta, Lepidoptera, Pyralidae. Gene Ontology annotation, cellular component: neuron projection membrane. Gene Ontology annotation, biological process: synapse organization.
ACCGCCGCGGCUAACGCACGUGUCGGCGAUGUGUAGCGCGUCGCCACCCCUCCCCCCCUCUGCGACUCGCGCGUGACGUGUAAGCGUUGUGACCGCAGUGAGUGUUGUUAGUGCAGGCCGCGGCUGAAACGCGGCGCGCGAUGCGAACGCGCCGCGACUAGUCCAUGCGACUGGUCGCAACACUUCCUUACACCCUGUAAGUGUUUAUGUGACGUCGGCUAAGCCGCAGUGAAAUCUCACGGCUGAUUGAGUGCUCGUCUCUUGACGGUCUAUAUUUCACGCUGUAUGUAGAUCGUGGCGGCUCGGCGCACGAUGUGCGCGUGUCCGUGGCGGCUGCAUGCCUUCACCGCCGCGCUCGUGCUCGCCGCGCAUCUCAUCAAAGUGUUGUCAUGCGGCGAGGUGACGGGCGGCGCGCGGCUCGCCAAACGCUACGUGGGGCUGUACACGGGGCCCUACUUCGACCCCUCCGCGCCCAACAACAUCACCACACAGCUCGGCACGCACGCCUAUCUCCCUUGCAAGGUGCGGCAGCUCAGCAAUAAGUCGGUGUCGUGGAUCAGACGCCGCGACGCUCACAUCCUCACGGUGGACCGGUUCACCUUCAUCGCGGACGAGCGCUUCCAGGCUUUCCUUGUCGAGGCCACCGACACUUGGACCCUGCAGGUGAAAUACGUGCAAGCGCGUGACGCCGGAGUGUACGAGUGCCAGGUCGGCACGGAACCUAAGAUGAGCCACUUCGUGCAGCUCAACGUUGUAGUGCCAAAGAUCGAGAUCGUGGGCGAGUCGGACCUGUACGUGAAGGCGGGCAGCACGGUGAGCCUGAAGUGCGUGAUCACGCAGGCGCUGGAGGAGCCCGCCUACAUCUUCUGGUACCACAACGACGAGCGCGUGCUCAACUACGACCGCACUCUCGUGGAGAUCCGCAUGGAGCGCGUCGCGCCCGACACCACGGUGGGCAAUCUGAUCAUCUACUCCCCGCGGCGCGAGGACUCCGGCAACUACUCGUGCUCGCCCUCCAACCUCGACUCCGCCUCCGUCGUGCUGCACGUGCUCAGCGGCGAGCAGCCGGCGGCCAUGCAGCACGGCAACGCGGCGCCGGCGCCGGCCGCCGGCGCGCGCGUGCUCGCCGUCGCCGCGCUCGCGCUCGCGCCGCGACUGCGGCUGCUGGCGCUGGCAGCGCUCGCCCUACUCAUCCCUGUGAUGUGCCAUGAUGAAGACGAGCCGAGCAAAUAGCGGCGCGAGUGACAGUGAGUGAAGUGAGUGACUCAGUGACGCUAAACUAAACGUCCAAACAUUCGCAUGCGAUGCGAGUGCUAACUUAAAUAUUGUAAAUUUUCAAAUACCUAUAUUGAUUAGUCGAAUGAUCGGUCGGGAGCGUUGUGAUAUGAACGAUUAGAAACGAUCGAGAAGGAAUUAUUUAUAUCGGUACUAAAGUUUAUAAAUUAUUAUGGGAAACAAACUUUGUAAAUAGUCGGGAGUUUGUAAAGUUGUACAUAUUAUAAUUGAGCGACGCGUUCGCCCUAGCUACAUCGAAAUUGAUAUCGUCGCUAGACGCAGGAUUUGUUAACAGUACAAAUGUCGAUCGGAAUUGUGACGACACAGUCUAGCUACGGGCUCCAUAGGUUUCUAUUGUUAUUGUAUACUUUGUUACGUAUUGUAAAUACUUGUUUUGUAAACUGAGUACUUACUACUAAAUAACCCGCGGCGGUCACUUCUCCUACGUGCAAGCUCUCCUUCGAUCUCCGGACGUUAACUUGUGAGAGCAUUGUUUUAAUUAUUGAUGGCCCAGCCACGUGUAUAUACUAUUUUACACACACUAUGUUUGCACGUAUGAGAACAAAUUACAAACUCUGAUCACACACAUGUCCACAAAACUCCAUCAAUUUAAAAUUAUUAAAACUAUUAGACCAGUGUUUUUCAAUCUGUGGGACAACUGAGGAAACAUUAGUCAGGCGCUCGCUUCCAGAUCAAAUUCCUACUUACCAAUUACUUGCCUCGAUCUUUCUUUCCAAACUCUCACGGCUUAUUGCAGAGUGUAGGUUUUAAUAAUGAAUAAAUCUAUAAAUAAAUAAAGAAAGUCGUAAAUGUAGUAUUUUGAUUAUAUUAUUAAUUUUGUCUUUCUAUGGCUUAACAAAGGGGUCGCCAAAUUGUUUAGCUUGCAAAAGGGGUCAUGUACUCUAAAAGUUGGAAAAACACGCGAUUGGGCCUUAGUCAGAAAUAUUUUAGUUUCUUCUUAAAAGAUAUAGUUAAUGCUGCCAUAGCAUUCCAUCAUUAGCUUACAGAGUGCAUUUGUGUGUGUCAGUGUAGUAUUGUAAUUCCUCGGCGCGGUUCCCUUGAGUUCCCAUCGAGCGCUGCAAGAUGGCGCCGUGUUGUUAAUUUAUGUAAUUUACGUCGACAGUGAUUCCGAAUUGAGUGACUUUGGUUGAUUGACACUGUUACUGCCUCACUUGUAAAUAAUAAAUGUAAGUAAUACAAAUAAAAAUGAGAUCGUUGAAACAUUAA